This is a messenger RNA of Aureobasidium pullulans EXF-150, 4224 nucleotides long. RefSeq lists its product as uncharacterized. NCBI's taxonomy places the organism in Eukaryota, Fungi, Ascomycota, Dothideomycetes, Dothideales, Saccotheciaceae. Bases 199 to 4056 code for a protein of 1285 amino acids. The record is from RefSeq and is a predicted model, not a curated record. The transcript has 3 exons.
CACUGUUCUUAGGCAGUCAAUGGACCGAGGUGGUCAUGCUGUGAGCGAGAAACAAGUACUGAUAUCCACGAUUACGACAAAACACAAGCCACGUCCAGCGUCAACAGAUCGCCCUCCUUUAUUUUCCGACCCUGUCCCUCGUACCCCGCAAUUUCGAUACAACCUUUGGGCGUCCACACAACAAGCAGCGGCAACGAUAUGAGUCUCAAGGCCAGUUCCAAAUGGGGCAAGCUGCUGCGCAAGAACGAUGCCUCGGACAAGAAUUUCAAGCUCAAUGAAGAUGUCGUUGACUUUCUCAAGCCAUCAACAGAGAAAGAGAGGAUUCCUGGCGAAGGCACGCGACAGCUGGCUGCUCCGCGUAUCGACACCGCUGCUGCGCAGAGAUGGCCAGAGGCUUCAGAUGUGAGGAGAGCGGCUACAAGCCCCCCUGAACCAACAUACUCGACAAAGCCAAAGAGGAAAAAGAACGUCACAGUCGCAUUUGUAAGGACACCACCAGAGAUCAUUGGAGAGGGCGGUGACGAGUCGGACGUUCCAGUCAUCGAGGUUUCAAGAGCAAAGUCAAGAUUGGCAAGAUCACAAACAGAGCGACGACCUGCGGCCCCUGUGCUAGACACUCAGGCAGCCGAGAAGCACCGCCAGGCAGCGAGUUAUCCUAUGAGCGCUCCUGCCGUUCGCAAUGUCUACCAACGAAAGAACUCGCUGGCCGAUCCGACACAUCCUGUAAACCAUCCCUUUUUCGAGUCGCAGCCUCAACCCGUACCUCCACCAGUGCCUGAACACGCUCCGCAAGAUGACGCUCCGAGACCUGGCAUGCUCAAGCGUGCUCCUACCACUUUCAGCAGUCUUGAAGACCACGAAAUGUCACCAAUGAGUGAUAACGAAGAAGUCCCACCUCUACCCCCGCAUAUCGAACUUCCCAUGACAACGAUAAAUCCUUCUGAGCCCCCUUUCUCCCCUCCAAUAACGGACAACACAGAGCUGGCCAGUUUCUUGCAAGACUCUCCACCACAACCUCGCUCUUUACCUCCACGCGUGGCCAAACGCCAGAGCAUGAUCCGAGAAGAAGAAGGCAGAGUUCUGCGACGCUUGUCACGACUUGAUUAUGAAGAAGUAUCCCCUGAGGAGUUGGAUCCGCGUAGACCGCCUAGUCCAAAUUCUCCUCCUCGACAGAGCAGAUCUCGUAGUCCACAACUGCCCAUGGUCGCGCCUACUGACUUCAUCUCCGAGAUCCCUGACCAUCUCAGAUCCGCAUCUCCUGAUCAGGCACCACCUCCCAUUGUACUUCCACAUCGAUCACACCCGCUUCCAGAAAUUCCUGGCCAGCACGAUGGUUUUGUCAGGGCGGAAGUACCUCCCAUCCAGACUAGGAACAUGCAACCGUCUUUUUCUUCUUCUCACUAUACGAACGACUCGGCACACUCAGCUUCGAGCUACCGACAACGAUUACCCUCCGACUUCAUGCCUUCUUCAUCACCAGCUUCUUCGGUCCGCUCUGCUUCUCUACAGCCAAACAACUUUUCGCGACCGGUGAAUCCAUCAGCUAGUCAUCCUCUGCCUCCACCUCCCAGCCGUGGCCCAAGUCGUGGUCCGAGCCCAAGCUACUUCUCCCAGCAAUCUCUGGCCCCUCAUGCAGCGAAUGUCAACGGUCUAACCCCCGGACUUACCCCUGGUCUCACCCCUGGACUGCUUCCUGCACCUUCGUAUGACGCAAACGGCAGAUCCAAUUCUGCGUUUUCCUACCGUAACGCGUCUCCAUCAGAGCACGUCCAGGGUACUGCAGAGCAUGACGCUCUCUUCGAUUUCGGCAUGCGUGUCGCGCACAUGAGAGGUGUGUUCCGCCUCACCGCUGAGCGCGAACGACCGAUCCAAAGCUGUACUAUCCGGGAGUGGACUCGCGCUGCAAUAUGGUGGCUACACAAGGGUCGCGCAGGUCUGACCGCCCAGAUUCGCAGUACACCAAAAGGAGCAAACAGACCCGAAACUCUCACGCAAGCACAUGUUGAUGUUGCAAAAACGUGGUGGAUCCUUACAGAUGUGUUGUCUGGUGCCGAUUCACCACACUCAAAAAUUGACUCUCCACAAGAUACUCUUCUGCGAGACAUGGAUGUCGUACGCGCAAGUCUACGCUCUUUUACACUCUCGAUGAGCCGUAACAACGUUAUGCCUCCCCAUCAAUCUCUGAUUCAAGGCCAAGAUACUACCAUGUGGAUCGAGUAUCCUCGUUUUGCGUCUGAUGUCGCAUCUCUUCUUCGCGGAAGCACCUCUCAGGCGUUGAUCGCCCAAGAUGACUACGAAGAAGCGGAUCCCUUGGAAGCCUUACCACUUGGUGAUACGAGAGAUGUAUUUUGCUACAGCAGGAUGUUUGUCAGCGCAUCAAUAAACACGGAAGAAGUGGACACCGAUCGUGUCAUCCUGCCCUGCGUUCUCACCAUGAUCAGGAGCAAGUCUUCGUUCCAGACUUCGGUUGUGAUCUCGAGUCAAGCAGAUCUGGUGAAUCUGGAAAUCAGACCUGGAGAUGGUGGAUAUGGUAAGGGACCUACUUGGCAUGAUGUUAGCUGGAAGUCGAAAGAGCAUGGUCUGUACAUCCGUCUUCCACGCGGUUUUACUCUCAAUCUCGCUUUCCAGGAACCGGAUUUCCGUGCGUUGUGGAGUAUGGUCGACUAUACGAACAAGAUUUAUGGCAGCAUGAAGCCCGAGGCUGAUGAGAGGAUAAUCCAUGAAGCGCAUCUGAUCGAGCUCGCACAUACUGACUCUACCAAUCCUAAUGCCUUCUCCAAGGACAAGGUCCGAUCUUGCACUGCUUUUGUGUUUGAGAAAAGGCUGCACACUCGUACUGGACUCGGAGAGACCAAUCUCCAUCGCGGCUUCAGACUUCUGUUGAUGGCCAAUCCAACUAACAAGUCUCUGACCAUGGCUGGCAUUCCUCUCUGCAGAACUUCGCCCCUGCUAUUUGAAAUGUCGGGGGCGAACGAGCCUCCGGUCAUGAAUGUCCAUACGCAAGACUCGAAGAGGCAGUGCAAGACUACGCUUAUGUUCAAGGGUGGCCGUGAACGACAGGACUUUUACGAUGUACUCCAGGGCAUCUCAACAAACGAAGACGAGCAAGUUGUCGCAAGAGUCGGUCUCAGGAGCAUGGUUGCUGAAGCGUCGACCGGACAAGAUACGAUUGCCGGAGCGUUCCAGGGUCUCAUGUGGAAGGAGGUGCGUGUCAUCACUGAGGCCAAUGCAGCAGUCGGACAAGAUCAGGGAGAUAUGACGCUCUCUGAGCAUUUCCGAUUGAUUGCUAUGCAUGAUAGUGGUGCGGUCACUGAUCGAUUGAAUCUUGGCCCUGGUGAGCUCUUGGUACGCCUUCCAGCAUCAGGUGCGCCAAGCAUGUCACUCCUGCGCGCACCACAAGAAGACUUGACAGCAUCCCUCGACAUCAGCAAAGCUCAGCACGGACGCGAAGGAUUGAAGAGAUUCGUACAGACGGCAGCGACCACGCCUACCACCCGCACCUUGACAUUCCCUUCAAUGGAAGAGUUGCAUAACUUCCAGAAGGCACUCACUCGAUACACUGUCAAGUUUGACUGCACCGCCACACUCUUUGCCAUCUCAAGACGCAGAAUGGUAGUGCCCAUCUACAAGAAAUGGGAAGCGACCAAGGUGCGCAUCCAGAUCUUGACAUUGGGCAGCGUCACCAAGAUUGCGGCUUUUUUCGAAGACUUCAGCCAUGCAGAUGCUAUGAUCUUCCAAAUCAAAGCAGCAGAUACGUUUGAGAAAGCCAAAGGAGAUAAGCCAUCCAAAUACUGUGUCAAGUUUGUAGAUGCCAAGUUCAGCUUGCCAAAGAAGGAGAAGGAUGGAGAAGGUGGUGAAGAUGAAACACACUCAGAUUCUCAGGUUUGGGGCAAGGGUGUGCGACGUAAGUUCAUCAACCUUGAGGCACUGGAAUAUGCCGGAGAACACGAUGACAUUACCAUUGGUUUCGAGACGGAAGAUGAACGCGAUAGAUUCUCCGAAGGGCUGCCGGCAGCAACGAUCAACAAGACAUUCCAGCUUAGAAGGAAGAUUUGAAGAGUGUUUGAAGUGUAGCAUUUCGUGUUUCUUUUGUUUCUGCAUAGCGUGGUGAAGGAGUUUGGAUGAGCAUGUGCGAGUGACAGAUGGCGUUGACCGCGAGGCGUAUGAGAUAGAUCUGAGAUGACUCAAAACAUUGAAAUCAACCGCCUACGAGCAAGAGUCGAC